GAUUUGCAUGCAAAUUUAGAGAAGAACUCUGACCAGCUGAAAUCCUUUUCAGCUAUAGCUGAUCAGCUCAGGCAGGUGUGUGAGCCUACUGUUCAGUAUGACAUACAAAGAACUGUGUCAGACAUUCAGACAAAAUGGAUGCAGCUCAGUUCAGAUUUAAAGCAGAGGUGCAAUGAAUAUGAGACCUACCUUGAUGAGUGGCAACUGUUUGAGAACCAGUACAGCACAAUACAAGGCUGGCUGGAUAAUAAAGUUAUGUCUAUAGAUCUGAGCAGCACUGACACUGUGAGCUCAGAGACACUCACAAAACUUCAGCAAGAGCUGGGCAGUUUUCAGACUCUGGUUUCAGAUCUAAGCAGACAGAAUGAGAUGCUAACAAAACGUAUGAAUCCAUCUACUGUGUCUAUUAUGAAAUCACGUCAGUUUACCAUUGAUCAGAAGAUGCUGGCCCUGAAGCAGAAACUAUCUCAGCUGUCAGUCACUGUGUCCAGGGAUCUAUGCAUGCAUGAAAAGUUCAAAGAGAAAUUUGAGGUCGUCGAGAAGUUUUUGAGCUAUGCUGAAAUUAUCCUAGGCUAUGAUGAUCCAGAGAAAGCUGCUGCUGAGCAGGAAGCUAUUGGGUUGAGAUUUGAGCAGCUCAAAAAUCUCUUGCUGCUGUUCAGUGACAAUCAUAAACAGUUAGAUGAAGUUAAUGACCUAGGGUAUCAAUUGGCUUUGAGUAAAACUGAUGCAACAAAACUAAGAGAACUUAAUCACAAAUGGUAUAAAUUGUAUGAAGACACUAAGGAUAAGUCCAGGACACUCCAGGGUAAUCUGCUUCAACAGCAAAACUUUGCCUCCAAAUGUGAAACCUGGGAGAAUUUCUUGAGUCAGUCAGAACAAAAGCUAACAGAAAAAUUAAAGAGAAAUCUAAAUGACCUGUCUGAUCAACUGUGCAGUAUACAGCAAUUUGAAAAUGAGUUGUACAGUCAACAGCAAAUCAUACAUGCCAUUCUUAGCGAUGGUCAAAAGAUGAUUAGUGCAGGAGAAGUGGAGGACAAGGAUGACUUUCAAAGAAAACUCAGCUUACUCUUUGAGCAGUGGCAUCAUGUUUCCAGAAAAGCCAGCCAGAGAAAGGCUGAAAUUGAGGAAAUUAUGAACAGAUGGUGUGAAUUUAAUACUCGUAGCCAGCAGCUGAAGUGCUGGUUCAAUGACACAGAGAAGUAUUUAGAGACAUCACCAUCUGAUUCCAACUCAUUACAGGCCAUCAAGAAUUCAAUGGAAAAAGUUCAGACGGUGAAGCAUGAACUCCAGAAGCAAGAAGUUACAUACAAUAAAAUUCUGGAUUUGGGAGAGAACCUGCUUCAGCAUGCUGAUGACAGAGCUGCUAAGCAAAUUGAGGCAACAUUGUCAGACAUUCAGCAGAGCAGGCACAGUGUGCUGACUGCUCUAGAGAAACGCAGACUUCAGCUUGAAGUCAUUGAUCAGCAAUGGUUACACUCUGAAACUGAAAUUGAUGACAUGUUGUGUCAACUGACAGAGAUCCGCAGAAUUUUGAAUGCUGAUAUCCCCACAACAUAUGACGGGCUCCAGCUGGAGAUAAACAGAUGCCAGGAUAUUGAGAAAGCAUUCAUUGAACUGGAAAAUAAGGAACAGAGUUUGCUGACUAAGAAGAAGUAUCUAGACAGUAUUAUACAAGAAGAGGACAUGAAUCUUCUUCAGCAGAGAAUACAGUUGUUGACCAAGCAGAAAGAGGAACUACAGCACCAGACGCAAGUCAGAGAAGAAAAGAUAACAGAUACUCUCUACAGAUGGACAGAUUUGAAUAAACAUUUGAAGUCAUUGAUGGACUGGAUUGAAGAGAUGACAGUCAAAAUAUCAAAUAAAGACAUAUCUAUUGAAGACUUGUUGGCCAGACUGGAAACUGAGUAUAAACAAGAAGCAGAAAACAAAGAAGUUCAGAAAGCAAUUAUUCAUGAACAAGGAAGGCAGCUUAUGAAAGUCUGUGAUGAUAUUAAGGCCUCUGAAAUUGAACAGAAACUCCUUCGGCUGGAAGACAAAUGGCAACACCUAAAGAGAGUUAUGGAUACCAGAUAUCGCAAACUGAGACAAACAACACAAGACUUAAAACAGCUCGACAUCAGCAUGAGUAAACUUAGUCAGUGGUUGUCAGCCGUGGAGAAUGUGCUGAGUGAGGACAUUAUUUUCAACAGCAAUGAUCUCAGAGAAAUGGAAGCAAAACUUCAAGACAGUAUGGAAUUGCAACAAGAUAUUGAAAGCCAUGCUGAAAGUGUAUCUGCUCUGUUGAACUUGUGUAGAGCAUUACUGAAUGAUUCGGAUGCAUGUCCAACAGAAACUGAGUUGUUGGCACUUGAACAUUCCAUGAAAAAUUUAGAGAAACGCUGGCAAACAAUAUGCCUGGUCUCACCACAGAGAAAGACAAGAGUUAAAGAAACCUGGCAGCUGUGGGAAAAGUUUAGAGAGGAUUGUGACAAAUUCUCUCAGUGGAUAUCUCAGGUGGAACAGGAAGUUGGAGACUUUGAGAUUGAAGUCACCACUGUGAAGGCAGCAAAGGAGUACAUUCACAAAUAUGAGGAUCUCCAAUGUGAUAUUCAUGACCACUUGAGUGAUCUUGAACAUAUAAACCGCAUCUACUGCCAGCUGGUCAAAGGUUGCACGGACUCAGAUGAUGCCCGGAAGUACAGGAUGACAGAGCUAAAUGAGAGAUGGGAUGCUCUUCAACAUAAAGUAACUGAGAUUAUGAAGAAACUCUGUAGUUCAUCAAUCAUAAAAGAGGAUUUUGAGGCAACACUGACCUCCCUUUUAAAAUGGUUAACUGAAUUCAGUGAGCAGCUCACAAGAUUACAGAAUACCCCUGCAUUUGACCUGGAGGAUAGAAUUGCUCUUAUCCGACGUCUUGAUGCAGAAAUUCAAAAUAAGCUGUUACGCAUCACCUAUCUAGACCAGGCCGGUGUACAUUUAAUGCAAAAGGCAGAUAGUCAGGAAGCACUGAGGGUUCAGAGGGAAUUGAAUACAUUCAAAUCAUUGUACAAGACAGUACAGGCGCGCUUUGCCACAGUGAAGCUGCAGGUUGGACACAUGUCAGUUACAGAGGCUGAAGAUAAAUCAGUAAUAUGUAGCAGUGAAGACAGACAUCAACGAUUAGAUGCUGAUCAUACAAGAGAACAACAUAAUAUUCCAGGAAGGGAUGCAAUCCAAAAGUAUAUUGCAGAGCUGGAACAAUACCUAGAGAAAUCUCCACCAGAGUCACCUCCACUUGGGCAGCGGACACAUGUUUACAGUAGCAGGGCAUCAGUGUCUCCAUCAAGGGAGACAUCAUUUACAGCCUCUAGGUUUGAAUCACUAGGUCGGAGAUCACAGUCACCUUCUCAACUCCGGUCAAGGUCACCCACUUCGAAAUCAGUAGCAAUAACCAGAUCUUCUUCUACACACAGAAGAUUGUCUCCAGGUCAAAGGUCACCAUCACGAUCAGCUGUUGAUAUCACAGGUCAAACAAAGAUCAGAGUUCUGAUGGAGCAGCUAGCAGACACCCUUGAUGACUGUAAUGUUAAACUGACCACACUGAAACGGACACUGGGUCAUUUUGAAGGCACCGAACAAAGUAUACAUAUUUUAGCAGAAUGUGAAUCGGCUGUUGAACAUGUGAAGGCACUUGACCGACUUCUGAAAACUGAAACUGGCCUUACAAUUGACAGUAUUGAUGAACAAGUGAGAUCUGUUGUCCAGCGUUGGGAAAGCCUUCAGAUGUAUGUUAAGGAUUUAAGAUUCUCUCAAGAAAGCUAUAACCUUGCACAAUUUGAAAGGGAUAUUGAAUGUAUGUUGUCCUGGUUAAAUGAAGCAGAAGCUCUAAAGUCAAGAAGUCAACAAGAAGAUAUUGCCAGAAAAUACAAAGAAUUCUUAUCUCAAGUGGAAUCAAAGAGAGCAGAUAUGCUGUCCAUAAAUCUGCAUAGUGUCAAUCAAAAGUACCUGAGAACUGAUUUAUCUAGGAAAAGACAUUUGGAAGCAAAGUUAAUGGAUAUGAACAGGAGGUGGAAGCUUAUUCUAGCUCAGGCUGCCAAAGUACAGUCAUCCUGGACUCAGCAUGAAGAAUUCCUUACCAGAAUAGAUAAUUACUAUCUAUGGCUAGAGAACAUUGAAACUCAAGUGAGUCAUUGUGAGCCAGUUAACUCCAGUGUAGAUCAGUCUGUUCUACAGAGGAAGUAUGCCAAGCUACAGGAACUGUACCUUGACGUUAUUAGAAAUCAGGAAACAAUACUGUCAUUAAAAGAAACUGCUGACCAACUACUGAAAAACACAGAAUUGCCAGAAUUGUCCACAGCCCGUGAUAAAAUUUACAUUGUGCAAAAGCGUGUGCAGACAUUAACACACUUGAUUUCUUCUUAUAUCACUGCAUUAAAAACCCGACUGAAGACAGCAGCAAAAAUGGAAACUCGGCAUGACAGUUUUGACACAAAUGAAGGAAAGUCUUCAGGUGUUGGAAGUUGUUUUGCAUCCAGAUCAUCCACUCCACUACAGCCUCAAUCACUGACCCUAAGAGCAGGAAACCAGUCACCAUUUGCAGCACCACGCCUGCGGUUACCAUCUCUACCUUCAAGAGCAGAGGAUAUAGAGAAAUUGAGUACAGAACAUAAGCCUGAGAAGGUUGAUGUACAGCACACCACAAAAACAGUGGGCCCAUCACUGCUAACACGUGUCUUUAGGGCAGCACUGCCCAUUCAGCUACUACUCCUGUUGCUGUGGCUGCUUUUCUGGCUAAUGCCAGUAUGUGAAGAUGAAAAUGGAUGCAUGCAGAUCAAUAAUUUACAAUACUCUAUGGUCCCAAUGUUACGGUAUACAGAUGGAGCGCCACCAAUGUGA
Messenger RNA from Candidula unifasciata, 4854 nucleotides. The record is from the annotation of a GenBank genome assembly. Lineage: Eukaryota; Metazoa; Mollusca; Gastropoda; Stylommatophora; Geomitridae.